GCGUGUGGAUGCGAGCGUGCCAGCGCGCGCGCGCUCUUUAUCUGGAUCUGCUCCACGGCUCCUCGCGGGCCACGUCACGUCACGGAGGGGGGAAGCGGCGGAUUCCUGAGCGCUCUCCGCUCGACUUUCCCGAGAUCACAUCCUCAGACCCACGUCCACAGCGGAGCGAGACGAGACGCCGCGCUUUCCUCCUCCAGCACACUCGGUCGGCUCUUCUCACGAAAAAACGAUGUUUCGGUGUUUACCCGUGUUUUUCCUCCUGGCUGUAGUCUGCUGUCACGCCGAGCAGGAGGCUCAGAGCAAAUCAAAGGUGUGCGCUAAUGUGUUCUGCGGUGCUGGGAGAGAGUGCGCCGUGAAUGAGAAAGGAGAGCCCAGCUGCAUGUGCAUUGAGGAAUGCAAGCCUCACAAGCGCUCGGUGUGUGGCAGCAAUGGAAAAACCUACCGCAAUCACUGCGAGAUGCACCGCGACGCCUGCCUCACCGGACUCAAGAUCCAGGUAGCCCACGACGGACACUGCAAAGAGAAGAAGCAGGAGAAAGCCGCGGCCAGCCCAGUGGUGUGUUACGUUGCCGACCGUAAUGAGCUGCGCAGACGCGUGAUCGACUGGCUGCAGACCGAGGUCGUUCCAGAUGGCUGGUUCGCGAAGGGCUCCAACUUCACCGACAUCCUCCUCAAGUACUUCAAGAAUUAUGAUAAUGGAGACUCUCAGAUGGAUUCUGCAGAGCUGCUCAAGUUCAUUCAGCACAAUGAAACAGCGGUUCAGAUGAACUCUUACGCUGAGGAGGAGAACAACCGCCUGCUCAGGAGCCUUUGCGUGGACGCACUUAUUGAGCUCUCGGAUGAGAACGCUGACUGGAAGCUGAGCUUUGAUGAGUUCCUCAACUGCCUAAAACCAGGCUUCAACCCUCCUGAGAAGAAGUGUGCUCUGGAAGAUGAGACCUACGAGGAUGGAGCCGAGACACAGGUGGAGUGCAACCUCUGCGUCUGCGCAUGUGGGAACUGGGUCUGCACCGCCAUGACUUGCGAUGAGAAAACUCCAGUUAUCGACAGUGAUGGGGAUCAGGAGAUGACCGAAGAGGAAUGGACCCGCCGUGUGGCUGAACUCAACAAGCAUCAGGAGACCGUGGAGAAGAUGAAGACCAGUACAAAGGAGGUCUAAAACAGGACCGAGACUCGAGGAGGGAGAUGAUGACGUGGAUGAAUUCCUCUCCUACUGAUCACAAUCAGGAUUCCUGAGAUUAUGUACUGUUAAUGGAAGAAUCACACCAUUUUCUAUAGAUAGGUUAUUACUUUUUUUGCUAUCCGUACCGCAUCUAUUCUCUGGUUAAUGUGUUUUAUGUUACCGUUUACUUUUCUACAUAUUUCGUUAGCUAUGUUUGUUCUUCUGUGUGUCUUCGAGUGCUGUAAUUUGUUUGAUCGUGUCACUCCAAACAGGCCUCGGCACUUCGUAAAAGGGGGCCCUCGCUUUAUUCACUAUUGUUUGAUUUUAUGUAUUAUUCUUUAUACCAUUUAUUUGUUCGUCUAUCUACAGUUAUAUGUGGAAAUAUGUUAUUUUUGUUUAAUUAAGAGACAAUGGCAAUAGAAGAAGAACAAAAGAUCAGGAAAGGGUUUGAGAGCGAUGCUAAGAGAGCAAGACAACACGGGUUCAUCCAUCAAACUGUGACUUCAGAGCUUCAGGACGAGAGAUAUCCUCCAGUCAGACGGCAGAUAACCCUGCCAGCAGGAGCUUGAUGGAUGCAAGUGAAGCUCUCUUUCGCUCUCAUCUUGAAGGCAGUCAUAGUCUUGAGACCUUUCGUAAAGGUGCUAAUGUUAGUUUUCCUCUGUUUGCCGCUUCGCUCUCUUGCUUUAGACGCUAGAUAACGCUCGAUAGGAUAAACGGCGCUCGAAGCAGAGACAGCGUGGCUCGGUGGAGAGAGCAGGCAAUACCUUUUGAAUUUAACAUCAUUUUGGGAAAACAAACCCGCGGUGUUGUUAUUACUUGACAAACGUGCUUUUUCUGCCGACAGCGAUAAUCUCCAUUAAAACCGCUGCAUAGAUGCUUUGGCUACGCUUGAGCUUGUAUUUAUAUUAGUUGCUAGAGGCAGUUCAUGCUGAAACUCUCACGCUGCGCUCAGUCCCGCCAAAAAUGAACUAACAAGCCAGAUUUACAAGAAGUAAAGGGACCGAGCACAGAGGGAGCGAUCUGAAACCAAAGCCUGAUGUUUAGGAUGUUUAAAUUGUUGUACGAAAACCUCCAGGUGUACCACUACUCUGGACCCAGCAACUACUUUAUACCUUUUACGUAAAAUAACUGUCAGAAUAAGGAUUAGAUUCGCUGUUGCCUCUGUAGUGUAGUUGCAUUCUUACCCACUUUAGAGAAUAUGUGUGCAAAAUGCAUUUGUGUGUGAGUGUGUGUGUGUGUGUUUGUUGAAUUUCCAUUCAAUUCCACUAACAGUAUGGAUCCUUUGUGGUAAUGAGUGCCUUAUAUACACAAACAGUGUGCCAUGGAUGAAGUGGCUUCUUCUGUAGGUACACACCACCUAAUAUAGGACACAGUGCACAUGAAUUUUCCAGUAUUACGGUAGACGACUAGCAAUCGCCUUUUAUACGUCUGUAUGAUUGUCUUAUUCAAUGGGGCAGAAUUAAAACAUUUUAUUGUAAAAACUCUUGUUCCGUGUUAUUCGUAUCAACUGCUCUGAUGAUUAUUUGAAAUGUAAUUAUGUGCUGAUGAUUGCAUAAUAAUAAUAAAAAAAUAAAAGGUACGACCGUU
Puntigrus tetrazona (Sumatra barb) is the source of this 2749-nucleotide messenger RNA. RefSeq names its product follistatin-like 1b (gene fstl1b). The transcript is spliced from 11 exons. NCBI's taxonomy places the organism in Eukaryota, Metazoa, Chordata, Actinopteri, Cypriniformes, Cyprinidae. Bases 230 to 1159 code for a protein of 309 amino acids. Gene Ontology annotation, biological process: cell differentiation; regulation of BMP signaling pathway; multicellular organism development. Gene Ontology annotation, molecular function: protein binding; calcium ion binding. The record is from RefSeq and is a predicted model, not a curated record.